Electrophorus electricus (electric eel) is the source of this 2520-nucleotide messenger RNA. The record is from RefSeq and is a predicted model, not a curated record. NCBI's taxonomy places the organism in Eukaryota, Metazoa, Chordata, Actinopteri, Gymnotiformes, Gymnotidae.
AUGGCUGAACUCAGCGGUACCGAGCUGAAACGGGAAACUCCAAUUCAGAGGAAGGUCACAUGCUGGACAGACCAAUUGCUGGCCACUCUGCAGGACGCUCUGGAUGACACGAACUGGGACAUGUUUCAGUGGUUGGCAGAGAUUGCUAACCUGCAGGAGUACCUGGAGAAAGAGGACAUCGAGAAGGACUGGGACCGGCCGGUGCAGAGACUCAGACUCCACCACUGUGGGGUGGUCAGGGACACAUAUUUGCAGCUCCCCAAUGGGGGCCCACUGGAGGAAGAGGAACGUGCGGAGGGUAUUACGGAUGCGGGAGAACCUGGGGGAAAGGUCGGGGUGGACGAGGGGCUUUCCGGCAGGGUCAUUGGGCCAGAGACUGUCAGGCACCCGGCCCCCCAGCAUCCAGAGGUAGAGGUCAAGGAGGACGUGGACAAGGAACUGUUCAGGCCCCUUACCCACAGGUGGCCCCAGGAAGACAAUAUCCAGCAGGAUACUGGGAAUCCAGGGAGGGGGCCGAAUGGGGCCCGGAAUGACAGACCCCACAGGGAGGCCCUGACAGCCUGGAAGCCUUGGAUCUCCUUACUUGAACCCUACUCCCCGCCUCCUGACCCUCCUCACGUCAUUUUGUAUUAUGACCGUCUUGGGGAGUUCCACGAGAACCUUGAAGGAGAACAAUGGUAUGUUAUUACUAACUACAUCUACGUCGCUCCUGAGGGCGUUGCCGCGGCAGUCCAGUUAACUGAGGCUCAAGAGCCUUGGUAUAGGAUGGGGAGCGAAGCGGUACCACAUGUGUCAUUGGCUCUCCAUCCUAAACAUCAGGCGAAGGACCUGGAGCCUAUGGUCCUCAGGGCUUCACGUGUGACCGAUUGGGUCCCGACUCAGAUACCCAAUUUGUUUUAUUUUGCCAGCUGCAAGACUUAUAGGAUUGAGAUGGACGGGAUUGACUGGACCACCUUAGAGCACAGACCUAUCGCUAGACAUCAUGACAGUCCGACGGGUGUUGGACUAACAAACUGCAUUCCAAUAGAUUUUCAGGUCCAACAGGGGAAUCCCAUAUGGAUCCACCAGUAUCCUCACAAGCAAGUGGCAGAAUUAGGUAUUAGAGACACAAUAGAGGGGCUGUUGCAGGCGGGAGUGUUAGAACCUUCAUAUUCAGCAUGGAAUACACCUAUUCUACCGGUAGAGGAAAAAAAAGGGACUGGGAAGUAUCGUACGGUACAUGAUUUACGGGCUUUUAAUGAUAUCCUCCUGACCACAACUGUUCCGGUGCCUAACCCAUAUGUGGCCCUGACGAAUCUGGGACCCCAGCAUAAGUGGUUUACAUGUAUAGACUUAGCCAACGCAUUCUUCUGUCUGCCUUUAGCUGAGCAAUGCAGGGACAUCUUCUCAUUCACAUUUCAGGGUCAUCAACUCAGAUAUUCUCGCCUCCCUCAGGGGUUUGCAUUAUCCCCAGGUUUAUUCAAUCAAGUGCUUAAGGAGGCAUUGGGUGAGUGCUCCUUACCACAGGACACCAUAGUUAUACAGUACGUAGAUGAUUUGAUGAUUGCGGCUCCAACCGCACAGACAUGCCUGAUUGGGACUCAAACAGUACUCCAGAACUUAGCUGACCGGGGAUUCAAAGUUAGUAAGGACAAACUGCAGGUAACCAGAACUCAGGUUUCCUUCUUAGGCAGGCUUAUUUCCCAGAAGGGAGCCGGCAUGUCCCCCGCACAUCGGUCGACGAUAUUACAUCACCCUAAGCCUGAAAAGGUUAAAGACAUGCUCUCUUUCCUUGGUCUCACCGGCUACAGUCAUAAUUACAUCCCUGACUACGUGGGCCUUACACAGCCCCUCAGACGACUGGUUACUGAACAAGGUAUGCGAAAUCUCACCAACCCUCUUAAUUGGAUGGCAGAUGCCAAAAAGGCAUUCAUGGCAUUGAAACAACAGUUUGCUCAAGCUACGGACCUCAGCACUCCAGACUACGCUUUACCGUUUCAUCUGGAUGUUUCUGAAACAGAAGGGGUUAGUAAUGGGGUUCUAUUUCAGAAAAAAGGGGGGGUGAGGAAAGUACUCAUGUAUGCUAGUGUAUUACUCGACCAAAUGGAGAAACGGCACCCAAUGUGUACUGAGCACGCAGCAGGAGUGGCAAAAUUGAUUCAGAAAACGGCCCAUUUAUUCAUGGGGCACCCAUUGCAUGUACUUAUAACACAUAGUGUUGUAGCAUAUGUGAACUCACAAGCAUUUACACUCACUUCACUGUUUAAAUGCUCCAAGCGCAGACAUGACGAGCGUGAAGAAGUGGGCGCCUUCGCCUAUCCGGGUCCUACACCUGUCCGCCAGGCUCUUCUCACACCCACGCGCUUCCAGUCAGUGGGGGCAGCCUCCCACGACCCCCGCGCACAGCACUUCUCGCGGACGUGCAAUGCUGUGCACUUCCUGCGUUGGGUGUGUCAGAUGUAUGGGUUCGGCGUGCCACUCUACAACAUGCGCUAUCAUACCAACACCAAUGGCUUACUCUGUGUCAACUACAGCAUGCUG